This is a messenger RNA of Planococcus citri (citrus mealybug), 1690 nucleotides long. RefSeq lists its product as uncharacterized. NCBI's taxonomy places the organism in Eukaryota, Metazoa, Arthropoda, Insecta, Hemiptera, Pseudococcidae. The transcript has 5 exons. The coding region runs from base 773 to 1642 and encodes 289 amino acids. The record is from RefSeq and is a predicted model, not a curated record.
UUACUUUUGAAAUUUUAUUUUUUGAAAAUAUAAAAUUUUUAGAGAUUUUUCAGCAUUGGAAAAUGGAGAUAGAUUUAUUUUAUUUAUAAAAUAUCAUUCGGUGAAAAAAUGUUCAUCAAUGGGACUUGAAACGAGUCAUAAAGUGGUCAGCAAUUACAAAGAAAUAAAUCAUAAGUUGGCCGUAUAAUGAUUCUAGAGUUACUCCAAUGUAGGUAUAGUUUCCCUUAAUUAUUUCCUCUGAUUCCACUAAAAAUUGGGUAUUUGAAUCUCUCUUCUCCCCUCUCCUUGGACCAUUUAUUUGAAAAGUGAAUGGUCAAAAGCUGGGUCCACACGGUCCAAUAUUCUAAUAUAUUUGACAAAUCUGGGGAUUUGUCACUCAGAUAUAUAACAUUUGAUGAGAAAAUUAGUUGUUAGAAUGUGGUUUGAGAUAGGAAUUAUAAUUAUCGUUUUAUGAGUGAAGUCGUUUUACGAAAUAGCUUAACGUACCUUCUUUUUUUUUUGAAUGAGAAAUAUAUUGAGGCCAUAUCAAAGCCCUCUCUCUCCUCGCCCAAAUUUUUAAUAUGCAAUUUAUUGACAAAUACACGGUUACUCGACUCGACUAAAAAUAUUCCUUUUUUCUAUCUUUAUUUUCGUGGUUGUGAUAUUGAUAACAUUUCACUUUUUUAAAAUUUCAAAUGUGAAUUUUUGUCGAUCACAUGAAUUAUUUAUUUUUUAAAAAUGAUGUGAUAGUUCGAAUUUGUAACUGCUUGAUAUAUUUUUUCGAUAAUAUUGUAUGGUAAUCGCGAAUACCUACUUGACUAUAAAUAUGGAAGGUUACUACAACAAUAUGUUUCAACAAACUUCCGCCGGCAGAAGAGGAAGCAGUACUAUUGAUCGAAUCACCGAUCCUGAAACGGUGACUAGUUAUUUAUGCGGAUAUAGUUUACGUGUUUGCACUCUUUAUUUGCUAUGGAUCCAUUUGGUAUUCGAUAUGUUUGUAUUGGGAAUAUCGAUGAUAGCAGCGACUAUUAUUUCUUUUGAUUUUUACGAGACCCAAGAGUCAAAUGCCACUUUGUAUACUAUGACAGCGAAUAAAAAUAAAUUAUUCGAUAUCGAUAUGUAUUCCAAAGGUACGGGCACAAAUUUGAUAUUUAUGGCGAGAAAACUGAUCGAGAUGAUUUUCAGUUUUUUCAUAUUGGAUGCGUUCAUCGUAGCCAUGACUUUAUGCGGUGUUUACUUGGAUAAAAUAGUAUUAAUAGUACCUUACAUAGUGCCAAUAUUUACGAAUAUCCUUUUGUGGUUCAUCCUGAUAAUCGCCGAAAUAUUUUUCAUCGUGACACAACAAAUGAGUGGCAGUUGGUUGGUGCUCAUUGCCGUAUUGUUAUUGUUAGUCAAAGAUUUGUACAGAUUCACGGUGCUGUAUUCGUACUUCCAUAUGAUUGGAAAGCAUUACUUUGCUCCUAAACUUCGAACGCCCAAGUAUUUGACGACUCAGUCGCCCCAUUAUCCUCAUAAAACCGUCGAGAUGGGUACGAAGAUGGCGAUGCCGGUGACGACGACGACGACGACUACCGAGGCUCCUUUGGUGGUAUCGUCGCAAGAGAUAGCAUCCUCGGAUCAUUCGAGCGACGAAGAUGAUAUUAUUUCUAUUACAGAUAUUUGAGAUUGUUGAUCGUGUGUAUAAAAUGAUAUUUGUUUGAAUGUAAUAUUA